AUGACAAACACUACCUACAGCACGCUCUACCCAGAAAUCUCCUCUCUCAUCCCUAGACUCCGCAACGCCAUCAAUACAUUCGACUUCAUCUCCCAUCAACCAGAAACCUUUCGGCAGCAGCUGGCGCUCGCUGUGCAAGGCUAUCGUACAUUAGAGAUACAAAACGAGCUCGGUGUACACAUUCUCAACGUGUUAAACCGAGACGACUGGCCAGGGCGAUUGUGGCUAGACAUUCUUUCCGAUGCUAUCGGCGAGAUUGAUAGGGGUUGCAGUCUCUUGAUCAAGGCUGGAUUCAGGUGGGGAGAGGGAAAAAGGACACCGAAAUUUGAUGAGGCGGCGACGAUUGUGAGGGGGCUGUUGGAGAGGGAAGAGAAGGAAGAGGCGCUGCGGGGAAAGAAGUGA
Pyrenophora tritici-repentis Pt-1C-BFP is the source of this 402-nucleotide messenger RNA. RefSeq lists its product as uncharacterized. Lineage: Eukaryota; Fungi; Ascomycota; Dothideomycetes; Pleosporales; Pleosporaceae. The record is from RefSeq and is a predicted model, not a curated record.